GCGCAUUCAUCUCAAAGAACGAAAGAAAAUAAAAUAUUUGUUUGUUUGUGUAUUUGGUGUGUUCAUUCGACUUUUCUGAACCCCAAAUGCACUUCACCAUGACGACAAGCUGAGAACAUGUACAAAACUCUUGCGCUCGAAUUUCUGCAUAGUUGCAUCUCUCUCCAGGCUCUUAGUUCGAGUUCGCCAUGAAUUUGGCAGGAGAAAGAAGUUGGCAGCGACCGAGAUCAAAAUUCCUGACCCUCGAGGCAAGUGUGAUCGAAGAAGAUUCCCGUAAAAUUUCGCGAAAAUGAAGAUGCGAAUCACAUAUUCAUCACUGACAGUUCUACAUCAGCUUCCAGUCCUCGUUCUAUGUGAUGAACCUGCUCUAGACCCUUCAUACUUGAAUUUCAUGACCUCAGAGUACCGACAUGAACUUCUACAGCUUUGACGGCCUUUCUCGUCUGACAUCCAAUCGGUGUAAUUUGCUGAUUCGAAGCUCAGCUGUACGUAAAUCGUCGGCGCUAUUUAUCAUCGAGCCCGAAAGUCAUACGUAUAUUUACAACCAUACGUACGUCCCACGUGGUCUCCACGUCUCUUGAAUCAGAAUCUUCGGUUUCUGGGGCUCCGGUGGACUGUAUUAGUAUUAGCCCUGCCACCUUAGCGAGAAUGUUCCGGCCAUCGGCGUUGAAUGUCAUCCAGAUUAUCCAUCGAACAUCGAAGCACAAUCGCACUCACGAGCCGGUUGAGCGUUCGGACACAGAAGAAGAAGAAGAAGUUUGAAGGUUGAAUUUGAAAAUCAAAACUUCAAACUUCCGAAGAAGAACGCUGGUGCACAAAGCAAAAAAGUUUGAAGUGCAUUUUGAUUUGCUUUUGGACUUCAGAUGUUUGUUGGUGUGAUGAUCGCACGCGCACUUCCGUGAUCUGCAAGAGUGCAAGGCAAACUUAUCGUGGAUGGAGGAAAGUUGGUGGCCCUAAACCCACCCGCCCCGAUAGUGUCUGUUGGAUAUCGGGAUUGGUACGAUGUCUUCGUCCUUAGCUUUCCAGUUCGUUCGAUGAUUUGUUCUCAGGCUGUUUGAAAAGCCGGUCCAAAGCCCAAGCGACGUAUCCCUAGGUUUCCAUCGAAACGAAGAUCUAUGACUGAUCUUAAUGAAAGGAUUACGAAGCAAGAUCGGAGUUGCGAACGGGGCUCAUGCUUCUGCAGGUGCAGGAGGAAUCGUACGUUUUUUUCGUUCCUGCUCGUUCUCGAAUGAAGUGAAUGUCGUGUUCGAAUCCUUGUCAGGCACUCGAUCGCAUGUUGAUCGACUUGUUACUCUAUUCGGGGACCUCGGAAGUGUGAGUCUGACUUGCGCUCUCGAGGCAAAGUCCAUCGAAGGAUGACUCAAUUUCCGAAUUCGGACUCACGAAUAUAGACAUUCUCGAACCGCGAUGCGUGGCUCAACAUUCGGAAAGACUUUGAUUGCAGGCAGUUUGUACCUCGAGCGAUCGCAGCACCGAAUGGGCCGGAGUUAGAUGUACUAGGCUUUCAUGCAAUUCGCGGUUCCCAGUCGUGUAUCAGGAUUCACGUGCAGGAGUCGACCCCGAUCGAUGUAAAUCGAGAUGGGCAGAUCGGUGAUUCCGAUCAACGAGAAACUGGCUCGCGUCAUAAAGGUACGUACUCCUGAUUCCACGAUGUCUGAAUCGCAUGAUCGAGAGGAUCAGUCUGCAGUCGUUUUCGGAUUGUGAUUCUUGAGACAGGUCUAGCGAGACGAAGAUGGACGAGUACGACGUGAACGACAAUCCUGCAUACGAUUUGGACGACGGUGGCGACGGACGCAGCGACGACGGAGGCGGAGCGUAUCACGUGCUGGCGAAUGAUUCGGACGGCUCCCUCAACUUCGCGACCGGCGAACAGGUCGACGACGACGAGGAGCCGUAUGAGAACGAGCCGGUUCCUCCACAACCAGCCGGUGGAUCCCGAAUUCGCGCCCGUCAGAACACGGACGGCAGAGGACGACCCCCAAGGCCCCGAAAACCGGUCAGCCCGCCGGCACGGGGCCGCACGGGGCCUCCUCGAAGGGCCGACGGCACAUAUAUGCCGUAUGAGAAGAGCUGGACCAACCGGCAGAAAAUGCGGCGCGAGCUGCGGUCGCUGGGAAUGCCAACGCCGCCGUUUCCGAAGAAGCAUACCGGAAUCACGCAGGAUGAGGAUUACGCGCACCUGGUGCUGGCGCGGAUGGGAGUGAUCCUGCCGCGAUACAUGAACCCGGUCGACGAGCUCGCCAGAGUGAACGCCGGCGGCGAGCUCCGUCAUUACCCCGACGCGCCGGUGCAGCGGCCUUACCACGGUAAGUUUGCUCCGGGUGGGAAACAGGCGGUGGCUCCUGCAACUCCGGAUCGGCGAGCCCCUCCGGCUCGGCGGGCCCCGCCGGCCCGAGCCUCAGCGCCUCGGCAAGCUGCGCCGCGUCGAGCGUCGCCUCGGCGAGUCGGACGCAUCCGAGCCCCCCCGCCGUUGCGGCAUCGGCGCCCGGAAGGCUUUGCCCAGAGACGCGACGACGACGCCGGCGAGAAUCAGAUACCGUCGAGAAUCAACUAUUCAGUACCAUAUUUUCCGAGACGCGACGAGGGCGGCGGCGGCGGCGGCGAGACCCAGAGGCGUCUAAGAGUCAAGCACGCGACCCAAAACCCGAUCAGAAUCAAGCACGCGGAACCUGUCUUGCGGGGAGCAGGAGCACAGCAGCCGACAGCAGGUAAUUUCAGCGCCCCUGUGAGAAUUAAAUUCGCGGGUAUCACUUAUGUCCGAGAAGCUGCUCCCCCCGAAGAGAUGUACAUGGACGAGGUGGUGCCGGAAUAUAAUGCUGAAGACAUCGAGGAGCUUUAUCCAGAGAUGGAUCUCGGGGAGGAAAUGCAGGAAGAUUUUUAUCAAGACCUUGACGAUGGACAAGGUGAUAUUGAAGAUGACGGGGAACAUCCGGCUUUCUGGUCCAGUCCUACGACUCAGUACCCUGAUUCUGAGCUGCUCGAGAUCAUAGAGACGAUGAAGAAUAUCAGUACUGGUGAAGCUGUUCGGAUUCCCGGAGAGAACGAUCCGGAUCAUGAACCUGCACGUGGAGAUAUUAUUGUUCGCAAUUUUGAAAACCCUCAGCAUCGUAUGCUCGAAUACUUUGACCCAGAUGUUGUUUUAUUCCCCAUUCAAGCUGGGGACAAAUCAGUUCGGAUCACCUACGACAGUGUGAAUCGCGAUGGAAUGUGGCUUUGGAAAAUUAUGGCUGAGCUCCACAUUUGCACAGGUCAUCAAAGUACUUCGAGGCCACAAUGGGUGUACCUCGGAAGGGCUUUGCAUAUUGUAUCUCGAAUGCCGGAAGAUAACCCUUGGGAUGUCACGGGUUUAUGACUUACAUGUUUAAACUGACUUCAUUAUUUUAUUUUUCAUUUAUUUGUAGAUCAAGCUUAAUCAGUACUUGAAGCUUACCGAUAAUUGUAUAUCUACAUAUAGUUUUCUGAUUGAAGAGAAGAGAAAUAUCCUGCUUGAAGCUUCAAAUGGAUUUCACACUUUUACUAGUUUGUUACUUACGAGCUAAUAUAACGCUUCUUUGUUGUCUACAUAACAUUGAUCCGAGAGAAACCUUAAC
Molecule: messenger RNA, 3590 nt
Organism: Marchantia polymorpha subsp. ruderalis
Lineage: Eukaryota; Viridiplantae; Streptophyta; Marchantiopsida; Marchantiales; Marchantiaceae
Source: the annotation of a GenBank genome assembly